Etheostoma spectabile (orangethroat darter) is the source of this 2191-nucleotide messenger RNA. RefSeq lists its product as uncharacterized. The record is from RefSeq and is a predicted model, not a curated record. The transcript has 9 exons. NCBI's taxonomy places the organism in Eukaryota, Metazoa, Chordata, Actinopteri, Perciformes, Percidae. Bases 75 to 1016 code for a protein of 313 amino acids.
UGCAUUGAUGUUUAGGAAGCAGCGCAUCAGAGACUUUGACAGUUGAAAGGUUGAGACCGAGAGAGAGAAGCACGAUGGCUCAGUUUACAUGGAUUAUGAUGGCUUCAUUUCUGAUGCUGCUGGUUCAGUUCAGAGCGGCGGCUGGGAAGUAUUCCUACUCCACUGUCAGAGUUGGAGAUGAACUCACUUUGUCUUGUGAAGUUGUGACAGAUUAUCAGGAGUGUAACAGUACUGAAUGGCUCUUCUGGGACAGAAGAAACACAGUAAAGCUGUCCAAACACGGGCAGAUUAAAAAAGAAGCCAAAGCUAAAUCAGGCAGACUGAGGCUUACAGAGAAAUGUUCUCUGGUUAUAAAGAAAGUCACACUUGAGGAUGCUGGUCGCUACACCUGCAGACAGUUCAGAUCAGGAGAACUAGAUGACGACUCAGUGGUUGAUCUGUUUGUUGUUACCAUGACUGAAGAGAAGAACAAUGAUACGGUCACCUUGAGCUGCUCUGUGUCGUUAUAUUGGUGUGAACACACAGUGACGUGGCUGUAUGAGGGGGAUGAGAAUGACUUGAAGACAACACCGUUUUCCUGUUCAGCCUAUGUGACAUUUACGUCUGACCUACAUCCAAAGUCAAAGUAUUACAAGUUAUUGAAAUGUGAAGUGAGUCAGGUUAACACUGGAGAAGUGCAGCUGUUCCGCUUCAGCCCUGCUCAGUACUCAGGUGAGGAUACAACAACUACUAUGAAUGAAUCACCAAUUACAACAGGAAAUAGUUGGACACCAGAAGAAACAAACAACACAACAUCUGAAAACAACGAUGGAAGAAAACCAGAAGGCUGGUGGAGGAUCAUUGUCGUGCCUCUGGGUUUAACAACCCUCAUAACAAGUGUUGUGUUUGUCAACAUAUGGGCAAAAGUUAAAGGAACAAAACAGACGGAAGAAAAUGAGCAUGAUGAUGAUGAUGAUGAUGAAGAUGAAGAUAUGGGGAUCUAUGAAAAUGUUGCAGAUCUUUCUACUUCCGUCUGACUCCACUGAUCAACAUCAACUUACCACAGAGUCCUCUCUUGUUAAACAUCAUCUCAUCAUAUUUUACAUAAGUAGAUAACAAAACGAUAUGUUGAUAGAUGAUUGAACGUGUUUUAUGUGCCGAACUGUUUCUCUCGGACAGUCGUAGCCACCCCCCCCCUUCAGAAAAUCUUUUCUGUAUAUUGCCAGCCAAUAAAUUGUUUCUCGCCUUGAACAUAGUUACUGCUGUUUGAAAUUCGAUUAGGUCAAGUAAUUUUAAUGCUUUAGACCGUGAACAUAACAAAUUAGUGUGUUCCAAGUAUGCAGGGUUAUGAAUUAUUCUUAUUGCUCUUUUUUGAAGUAUAAUUAACGAUACCAAUGAAUUUUGAUGUGUUUCCCAAAACUUCUACACAGUAAUUUAAAUACGGUAACACCAUUAAACAAUACAACAUGUGAAGUGUUUGAAUUCAAGAAUGUGCUGUGCUUUUCUAUCUUGACACCAUCUAUCUGUAACUGAACUCGACUGAUUGAGAGUCAGGGGAUUUCCACAGAGAGUAAAAGCUAAUGAUACACAUCCCUUCAUCAGCUAACAGAGGAGAUGAAGUCAUUGUUAGGAAGUGACUCCAUCAUUAUUCCAGGAAGUACAGUAGUUGCUAAAUUCUUAUUUAAGACGCAGCGCGACAGAGACUUUGACAUUUGAGAGUUUUAGACCUAGAGAGAGAGACGCACGAUGGUUCUAAUCAGAUGGAUUAUAAUAUCUUCAUUUCUGAUGCUGCUGGUUCAGUAUAAAGCAGUAGCUGGACAGCAGUCCUCCUACACUGUCAGAGUUGGAGAUGAAGUCACUUUGCCUUGUGGAAAUGUGAUAGAUGAUCAGGAGAAGUGUAACAGUACCACCUGGAUCUUCUGGAAAUCAGGAGUAACGCUGUUUGAACACAGACAGAUUCAAAAAGAAGCUGAAUCAGACAGACUGAGGGUUACAGAGAACUGUUCUCUGGUCAUAAAGAAGGUCACACUUGAGGAUGCUGGUGCCUAUGUCUGCAAACAGUUCAGAUCAGGAGAACAAUAUGAAGACUCAGAUGUUUUUCUGUUUGUUGUUACCAUGACUGAAGAGAAGAACGAUGAUACGGUCACCUUGAACUGCUCUGUGUCGAGAUAUCAUGGGUGUUACCACACAGUGAAGUGGCUGUAUGAGGGUA